AUGGGUGAGGCUGCCUUACCAACGUCUUCUGUGGCUCCCUCCUACCCCCCACCUCAGCAAAUCUCCCCACACCUGAUCCUUCAACCUCCCCUCUCCCGCCGUGGAAAGGGUCCUGGUCUGAUCUUAGUCCUCGACCACUAUGCGCUGAUUGAGGCAAGCGAGCAACACCUUGACCCCCCGCCACUGCAGAAAUGGGCCGAGGAAGGAUUUGCGGUUGCACAGGUGCUGGUGCCGGGCAAGGUCGAGGAUGGUGGAGAAUUUCCACUGGACAGAGCGUUGGAGGCCCUAAAGAGUUGUGAAGGAUGCAUCUUUGGAAAGGGCGUGGGUGUUGUCUCAUACCUAUCCCGCAUCCCGUUCUACGUCGAAGAAGCGGCAAUCCAGCACCCCGAGGUCCUCGCCGUCGUCUCCUACGGCGGCCGUCAACUGUCCACGCUCCACGAGGCCGACACCGCCCUUCCCCCUCAGCUUGUCCACGCCUCUGGUCCCGAAGUCAAGCGCCGCGAGUCCGUCCCCUUGAACCCAGAUCCGGAGCCCUCUUCCUCCCCCCCAAGCAAGACGCGUCCAGCCGGGCUUGUAAAGACCUUCCGCUACGAAGACGCAGCAAAGGACGCAAACUGGGUCCUGCCCUCCGACCCGGCGUACUCAAAGCGCAAUGCAGGAGUUGCGCACACGAGGAGCGUGGCGUUCCUCAAGCCGUUCCUCAACGGGCCCUACUUUGACCUCGAGGCUGUGUGGGACGAGCACUGUCUGUAUGAAUUUGGGGAGCGGGCGGUGGAGAAGACGAUGGCGACCAUGGUUGCGCAGCCCUACGUGAACCACAUCCCCACGAUGACGCAAGUGGCCUUUCUACCCGUUAAGCGCCACCACGACGCUGUGCUGACGGACACGCAGAGGAGGCAUCGGCAAAGAGAGACUGACGGCCUUCUACACGCAUCACUUCAUCUUCAGCAACCCGGAUGAUGCGGCGCUGUCGCUCGUGAGCAGGACCGUGGGCACGGAUCGUGUCAUCGACGAGUUUGUCUUCUCCCUCACCCACGACAAGGAAGUGCCUUGGCUGCUCCCCGGCAUUCCGCCCACCGGCAGGAAACUCGAGAUCCCAUUCACGAGCGUAGUGGCGAUGAGAGGCGAUCGGCUGUGUCACGAGCACAUCAGCUGGGACCAGGGAACGGCGCUGACGCAACUAGGGCUGCUGCCAGAGUACGUGCCGUUCAGACACGCCAUUGAUGGGAAGGAGGCUGGGGAGGGCAAGAGGUAUGAGGUCAAGUUGCCCGUGGCGGGUGCAGAGACGGGGAGGAAGCUGGUGGAUGAGGGUAGCGAGGAGAGUAAUCUGCUGAUGGGCAAGAGCUGGAGAGUGGUCGACGACGUAUGA
This is a messenger RNA of Ascochyta rabiei, 1369 nucleotides long. RefSeq names its product Carboxymethylenebutenolidase. Gene Ontology annotation, biological process: polyketide metabolic process. The record is from RefSeq and is a predicted model, not a curated record. Lineage: Eukaryota; Fungi; Ascomycota; Dothideomycetes; Pleosporales; Didymellaceae. The coding region runs from base 1 to 960 and encodes 319 amino acids. The transcript has 2 exons.